Messenger RNA from Bipolaris maydis ATCC 48331, 1178 nucleotides. Lineage: Eukaryota; Fungi; Ascomycota; Dothideomycetes; Pleosporales; Pleosporaceae. The record is from RefSeq and is a predicted model, not a curated record.
AAAGUUACGAAGACUGGACAUGCGCGCGAGGAUGCUGCAUUCCAAGGCUCCGAGAUGAGAAGGACGCGCCGAUAUCAGCAACAAUGCAGCAUCCAACCAUCUUCUGCGGUCACCACGACAAUGCCCCACGCCGUCCCCCCAUCCCAACCCCAAUCCCCCCGUCCCUCCAAGGCCACCACCUCUACGUAAACGACGGCCUCCUCCACCCUACCCAAGUCUCCCGCCUGCGCCCGUCGUCCCCCACCCUCCCCCUCGACGAACUGCGCCGCCGCUACCAAGAAGACGGCUACCUCUUCCUCAAAGCCCUACUCCCACGCGCCGACGUGCUGCGCGCGCGAGAAUCCUACUUUCGCAUGCUCGCCCCCAGCGGCGUCCUCAAGCCCUCGACGCCGCCCGUCCUCGGCCAAUUCGACUCCUCCAAGCCCUCCUCGUCCUACCCGGGCAUCGGCGCCGGUGCCACGCCCAACAACGGGAAGCCCGGCGCCGACGCUACCGCUUCCCUCUUCGUCGAUCUAGCGCUGCAGGCACAUUAUGCGCCCUGGUACAAGGACGAGUUUUGUAAACACCCUGCCCUGAGGGAUUUUGUCGCAGAGUUGACCGGGUGGGGGCCCGAUACGCUGAGUGUGAAGCGCAGUUUGCUGAGGAAUAAUACCCCCGGCAAUAAGGCGAUUGGGGUGCAUUACGAUCAGAUUUUUCUGAGAAAGGGCGAGGAUACGAGUGUUACUGCUUGGGUGCCGAUGGGGGAUAUAAGUUUGACCGGGGGCGGGCUGAUUUAUCUUGAGAAUGGACAUCAUCUUGGGAGGGAGAUUGAAGAGGAGUUUACGCGCCGGGCACGGGAAUCAGGGUUGACCGAGGAGGAGACCAAGAAUGCGUUUAAUAAGAAUAUGAUGUCCAAUGGCUUGCUUGCUGAUGGGCCGAAAGAGUACUCGGAGACCUUUGGAAGGAGGUGGCUGGUUACGGAUUAUGAGGCGGGGGAUGUGGUGUUGCAUACGCCCUAUACUAUCCACGCUUCAACGAUGAAUUACGAUUCCAACGACAUCAUUCGAGUGGGUACGGAUUUGCGCUUCGUAAAUGCAAGCAAGCCUUGGGACAAGCGAUGGGACAAGGAUUACGAAUUUGAUGACGGAGUUUGAGCUCGACACCUUGAGCUAUCCAUUUCGCAUUUUUCAACUUGGGGG